This is a messenger RNA of Monopterus albus (swamp eel), 5303 nucleotides long. It is a transcript of the gene pnpla6, whose product is annotated as patatin-like phospholipase domain containing 6. Gene Ontology annotation, molecular function: phosphatidylcholine lysophospholipase A1 activity. The transcript has 34 exons. NCBI's taxonomy places the organism in Eukaryota, Metazoa, Chordata, Actinopteri, Synbranchiformes, Synbranchidae. The record is from RefSeq and is a predicted model, not a curated record. Gene Ontology annotation, cellular component: endoplasmic reticulum. Gene Ontology annotation, biological process: phosphatidylcholine metabolic process. The coding region runs from base 118 to 4026 and encodes 1302 amino acids.
GGCAUCGCCAUAGUCCUCAUCGCCAUCCUCAUCUUCUUCAUUUUGCGAAGGAUCAAACUUCGAAACCUAGAAGCUCAGGAGGCACCGAAAUACCGUUUUCGCAAAAGGGACAAAGUCAUGUUCUAUGGACGAAAGAUCAUGCGUAAAGUAUCCCAGUCUACCUCUUCCCUGGUGGGUACGUCAUCCUCCUCUCGUCCACGCCUAAAGAAGAAGCAGAAGAUGCUUAACAUUGCCAAAAAAAUCCUGCGCUUUAAGAAGGAGGUGCCCACCCUUCAGGCAAAGGAGCCCCCUCCCUCAGUGCUUGAGGCAGACCUCACCGAAUUUGAUGUGGCCAACUCCCACCUCCCCUCUGAGGUGCUCUACAUGCUCAAAAAUGUCCGUGUGCUGGGUCACUUUGAGAAGCCCCUCUUCCUGGAGCUGUGCAAACACAUGGUGUUUCUGCAGUUCCAACAAGGGGAGUACGUCUUCAGGCCGGGCCAACCUGACAGCAGCAUCUAUGUGGUUCAGGAUGGAAAAUUAGAACUGUGCCUUACUGAAACGGAUGGCAAAGAAAGUGUGGUGAAGGAGGUUUACCCAGGAGACAGUGUGCACAGCCUCCUCAGCAUCCUGGAUGUCAUCACAGGCCACCAGAGGCCUUACAGAACGGUGUCGGCACGGGCUGCAGAGGUUUCCACUGUUCUCCGUUUACCUGUAGAGGCCUUCCUUUCUAUAUUUGAGAAGUACCCUGAGAGCCUGGUGCGAGUAGUACAGAUUAUCAUGGUUCGUCUACAAAGGGUAACAGUCCUAGCCCUGCAUAAUUAUCUGGGGCUCACCAAUGAGCUCUUCAGUCAUGAAAUGCAACCCUCACGCGUGCCACCUCAGUCACCGCACCCUACUCGCACUAGUCCCAUCCGCCACGGCAAGCGGUUUGGCAGCCUGACGGUGCCCGAGGAGUAUCGGGAAGCUGCCGUUAAGGGUGAAGUUACAGGAGAACAGGGGAAGGAUGGAGCAACGGUUCCAACUCUCAGCAGGACCAUCUCCAUGCCUGUAGACAUAUCUGGUAUGCAGAAAAGUGUGAAGUCAGAUUUUGACAUGGCGUAUGAACGGGGACGGAUCUCUGCCUCUGCGGAGGACGGCAACACUCCCCCCACCUUUCCUCGGGACCAGCGGGAGAGGAAGGUGACAGUAGAUGAAGUUCCCUCAGGUAUCUACCUGUAUCCAGAGGAAGAGCUGGGAGCGGACAGUAUUUUUACACCUGUAUCCAGUCGGUAUAGUACCUCUCUGUUUGAGGAAGCUCAGAAAGAGAUUCUCAAACUCAUGAGGAUUGAGGACCCGUCCUUGUUAAAUGACAGGGUGACUCUGCGCUAUGCCAAAGCUGGAGCCGUCUUAGCCAGACAGGGAGACCAGGACGUGAGUCUGCACUUUGUCCUGUCUGGUUGUCUGCAUGUCUACCAGCGCAUGAUCAACAAACAGGAGGAAGUCUGCCUGUUUGUGAUCCACCCGGGGGAGAUGGUGGGCCAGCUCGCUGUACUCACAGGAGAGCCCCUCAUCUUCACCAUCAAGGCUGUCCGAGACUGUACUUACCUCAAGAUCUCAAAGUCGGAUUUUUAUGAGAUCAUGAGGGAGCAGCCCAGUGUAGUGCUGAGCGCGGCCCACACCGUAGCCAUCCGCAUGUCCCCUUUUGUCAGGCAGAUGGACUUUGCUAUAGACUGGAUAGCUGUUGAGGCUGGCAGAGCACUCUACAGACAAGAAGACCAGUCAGACUGCACCUACAUCAUUUUAAAUGGUCGUCUGCGCUCAGUCAUCCGCAAGGCAAAUGGCAAGAAAGAACUAGUUGGGGAAUAUGGCAGAGGAGACCUCAUUGGAGUGGUGGAGGCCUUGACCAAACAGCCAAGAGCCACCACUGUCCAUGCUGUGAGAGACACCGAGCUGGUGAAACUACCUGAAGGAACACUCAACAACAUCAAAAGACGGUAUCCCCAGGUGGUGACAAGGUUGAUCCACUUGUUAGGCCAAAAGAUUCUGGGUAACCUGCAGCAGGGUCGUGGGCCGUUCUCAGGUUCAGCCCUGAGUCUUCCCAGUGUGACGACUAGCGCUGAUGUAACCAACCCUGCCAGCAACCUCUCUACGGUGGCUGUGCUGCCCAUAUGUGAUGAAGUGCCGAUCAACGCGUUCAACCUGGAGCUCAGCCAUGCCCUCAGUGCCAUUGGGCCCACGCUGCUCUUAACUAGUGACAUCAUCCGAGAGCGACUGGGUGCUUCUGCUUUGGACAGUAUCCAUGAGUACCGUCUGUCUGGCUGGCUAGCCCAGCAGGAGGACAUCAAUCGGAUUGUCCUAUACCAGACUGACAACAACAUGACCCCGUGGACUCAGCGCUGCAUCCGCCAGGCUGACUGCAUCCUCAUUGUUGGCCUCGGGGACCAGGAGCCUACUCUGGGGCAGCUGGAGCAGAUGCUAGAGAACACAGCGGUACGGGCUCUGAAGCAGCUGGUCCUUCUACACAGAGAAGACGGGCCAGACCCCUCCAGGACAGUUGAGUGGCUCAACAUGCGUAGCUGGUGUUCCGGGCAUCUGCACCUCAAGUGUCCCCGCAGGGUCUUCUCCAGACGCAGCCCCACUAAACUGAGGGAGGUAUAUGAGAAGGUGUUUGAGAAAACAGCAGACAGGCACAGUGAUUUUUCUCGGCUGGCCCGAGUCCUGACUGGAAAUAGCAUCGCUCUGGUGCUGGGAGGAGGCGGAGCCAGAGGCUGCUCUCAUGUGGGUGUCAUCAAAGCUAUGGAGGAAGCAGGGAUUCCAAUUGACAUAGUGGGUGGGACCUCAAUAGGUUCAUUCAUUGGUGCACUCUACGCUGAGGAGAGGAGCGCUGUCAGAACCAAACAGAGAGCCAGGGAGUGGGCCAAGGCCAUGAACUCGGUAUUUAAAACAGUCCUGGACCUUACCUAUCCUGUCACCUCCAUGUUCUCUGGCUCCGCCUUCAACACCAACAUCUACAAGGUGUUCCAGGACAAGCAAGCUGAGGACCUGUGGCUGCCAUAUUUCAACGUGACCACUGACAUCACGGCCUCAGCCAUGCGUGUUCACCAGGACGGUUGCGUCUGGCGCUAUGUUAGAGCCAGUGCCUCCUACACCCCCUAUUUACCUCCCCUGUGCGACCCCAAGGAUGGCCACUUGCUUGUGGAUGGUUGCUAUGUUAACAAUGUCCCAGGCUCUCUGUGGCGCUAUGUGCGGGCGAGCAUGACCCUCUCAGGGUACCUGCCGCCUCUCUGUGACCCCAAAGAUGGCAACUUGCUAAUGGACGGUGGCUACAUCAACAACCUGCCAGCGGACAUCGCGAGGAACAUGGGUGCCAGAACAGUCAUUGCCAUUGAUGUGGGAAGCCAAGAUGAGACUGACCUCUGUAACUAUGGCGACUGCCUGUCUGGUUGGUGGUUGCUGUGGAAACGGCUCAAUCCUUGGGCAGAGAAAGUAAAGGUGCCAGACAUGGCAGAGAUCCAGUCUCGGUUGGCCUAUGUGUCUUGUGUGCGACAGUUAGAGCUGGUGAAGAAGAGUGCCUACUGCGAGUACAUCAGACCGCCCAUUGACCGCUUCAAGACCAUGGACUUCGGCAAGUUCGACGAGAUCUAUGAUGUGGGGUACCAGCACGGCAAGUUGUUGUUCACAGGCUGGGCCCGCGGUGACAUCAUUAAGAACAUGCUGAAGGACCACCGUUCGGCCAACUACAACGACAGCAAGAGGACUGACUCCUGCACAUGUCCGGCUGCUCACUUCACUGACCUCGCAGAGAUUGUAUCCAGGAUAGAGCCCGUCCACAGUUAUGUAGCUACAGAAGCGGAGGAGUCAGACUGCCUGACAGAGUACGAGGAAGAUGGGAUGGAUACGGUGAGAGAGGAGGGGGAAGAAGAGGAGGAUGAGGCAGAGGACCCCGAGGACCACUCCCCUGGAGAGUGGGGACAAAAUGGAGUCUUUCAGACUGAUGAGGAGAAAUCUGUGAGACAACGCAGGAAACUCACCAGUGACUCCAACACCUCUGAAGUCUCCGACUCCUGACCGAGGGCCACGGUGGAGUGGAAGGACAAGAACAAGGGUCCGUAAAUUGUGAACGUCGCACUCGGCUCCCGCAGCUUCUGAAACACUGGAAUACUGUUUUUGUUUUUCUGAAAGGGGAUCGCGGUUCAUCCUAUAAACUGCUGAGCCUUUUCUACAUCAGGCGGCUUCCUUCUCGCUCUCCUACCCACUGAUUAUUUAAACAUCAAUCUAACCCAUUGCCAGAGUCUCUGCCUGCCAAUUGCAAAUCCUGCCAAAACCGGGACUCCCCCACUACAACACAAAAAAACAGGGACACUUUAAACUUCUCAUUCACCAAAUUAAAUCACCUGGAUCUCUGAAUGUUGAAGUAUGUCUCUAAUGUUGGUACAGCUUCAUUACAAUUCAUCGUUGAUGUUUUGCCUUAUUACAAGCUUCAUUCAUUUCUUGUGUGCACAUGUUCAGAUGAGUGUGUUAGGAUGACCGGUGCAUACUGUAUGUGCAAAGGUAUGGUUUGUUUGAAAUAGUAGCAGGACACUGCAAAGAGGACAAACUAAUAUAUACAGUAGAACUGUAGGUACAGAGACCUGUGUUAGGUUUAGCAUAGAUGUCAAGUAGGGAGCAUGAUCAGGGAAGUUCCAGGAGGAAUGGAUGAUCAUGUGAACAUAGAUUAUUAUUUUUUUUAAUUUAUUUUUUGAAUGAACAGAGGCUGGACCAAUGUUUGAAGCAGGAGUGUUAUGGGUUAUUUUUAAAGAAACAGACAUGGUAAAGAAGUAAGUGUAGACAAGAAAAGAAAUGGGCAAGUGAGCAAUGUGUUAUUUUAGUUUAUUUGAAAUUCACGCGCAGUAGAGUAAUGUGAGCGUCAUAAGAAGGCAAGGCUUCUCUCCUUCCCCUGUAGGUGGACUACAGUGAAGAGAGGAUGCAGAGAAAGUCUAAUGGAAGUUUGGAACAAAUGAGCUUUCAGUGAACGGUGACAUGGUGUCUGCAUACUUGAAAUUUUCUGUUCCAGCUGUUUUGUUGGAAACGAUGCCAGAUAAAGAUGACGCCUUUAUGACCAGCCCUCGACCCACACACAGCGAGCAGCGGCUGUGGAGAAGAGGGUGAUCAUUGGACUAACUACACAACAGACCCAUGUGUGGCCACUUCUGCUUGUGAGGUCACUCAUGCACUACUCAUUAACAGUUAGUUGAUACUGACUGCCUGUAGAAACUGUAACAAGAUUAUAAUAUACAUGAAGUUGAUAGGCAUAUGUGUAUAUGAGGUGGAAAUCUGUAAAUUCAUGCUUCGCUGCAAAACAGACU